CAUCUUUUCAAGUUCUUGUCGCUCAGGAAUUUCUCACCAAGUUGUGACUUCCUCUGUUACCCCAUGGUUGGUGGGCGGGUGUGAUGUUCGUGGUGAGUGUUGGUGAAUAAAUGGGAAUCACCAUUCAUUCAUUCAAUUUGGUUUUUUGCUGAAUCAGUAACGAGUGGAAAGUGCAACUCUCGCGGAUUGAAAAAUCAGAUACCAUAUACCCUUACAACCUUUCAAUUGUACCCAUCAGCUCUGAAAACGAGUCCGCCUGGCUAGCUCCCAGCGCACUCUCUAGGCAUUGCUUCCUCUAUGUCCAAUCGAAACACCACAUACGUAUCUCAAGAUAAUCAAGGACAUGGAUCGAGGCGUGGAGCUCGUCCAAAAGCUUCAAAGCUGUAUACCAUUGCCCAAACUUCUUUAUUUUGUGAUGGAUGAUUGGCUCUUGGUUCAUAGAAACUCCUUCGAUCAUUUCAAUGAAAACGGUGAACCUUUCAUUGGUCAGGUGUUCCUCAUCGAGAUCAAAACUGGUCGCUAUAUUCAUCGAUGCCAAGGCAGGAAAGUGGACCAUGGAACCGCAAUCGAUUUGCAGGUCUUGACGGCUAAGUUGACUUAUGCUUUUCAAGGCACGAAACCCUGCCCUGGUUUUUUCAUCCAAGAAGACGAUGGUGUUGAUGAUGGUGAUCCCUUAAGUUCUACGACAACACUUGAUUUUCCUUUCCGAAGAAGGACAUCUAGAAAUUGUCAGUUUUAUUUCGAGGUUCCAACUAUCAAGUCUGAAAACAAUGAUGCUGGGGAUGAACGGUGUUCCCCUUGUCAAGCGGUUUGCCAAGAAGUUCAUUCCAGUUCCAAAAACAUCACUGAUUCUCACUUUGAUGGUUCUGAUUUUGCCCUCCAAACUGAUGCUCAAUCUAAAGUGGUCGAUACUUUAAGGAUCAAGCCUGAAGACGAUGAUGGAAAUGGACCUUCAUCUCCUGAUGUAUCUUCUUAUAACUCCAGUGAAGCUGCGGACCAAGAAUUAUAUUCAAUGGCCAAAGAUAGAUUUGAAAGCCACAACUCUAACGGAAGGGAUAAUCAAGCGAACCUCGACGAAAAACAUGACCUUGACGCCAUAGAUAUUAAAGAUAAUGUGUGUGAAGAUAUUGAUGCUCAAUCUAAAGUGGUCGAUAUCUUGAGAAUCAAGCCCGAAAACUAUGAUGUAGAUGGACCUUCAUCUCGUUAUAUAUCUUCUUAUGACUCCAGUGAACUUGUGCGCCAAGAAAUCUAUUCGAAGGCCAAAGAAAUAUUUGAAGGUCACAUCUGGAACGGUGAUGAAGAUCAAGCAAAGCUUGACGACAAACCUAGCCUUGGCAUCAUGGACGUUAUUGACAACGCUUGUGAAGAUAAACAAGAUUGGCGGGGCUCCCUGGCAGUGGUUGAAAACAAGGAUAAUCCUCAUUCGCUGAAUAUGGCAAAGGCUUCAGACGAACCAUCCAGUUCAAUUUUUAAAGUCAGGCAAUCCAGUGCUACCGGUACUGAACAUGUCUACAUGUGUUGCUCCCAACCGUUUCCCUCUUUACAAGCCUUAACCUGGCAUCGUAAUCUCAAACGAGGCCAUACUCGACAUCUUGAUAACAGUAAUGGCAAGCCCACCGUGCCCGAAGUGGAAGUCUCCAUUGAAACUACAACCAGUAUUGACGCACCACGAAAGACUAGAAAUCGGUGUCUUUGUUGCUCUAUCGUGUUUCCAAACAAUCGGGAACUAGUCAAGCACGCAGUGAAACGACAAAAAGAAGAACGUGCCCGCCGCAAAGUACGUUGUCGUGAAUGCAAAGGAAGACGCGUCAGGACCUUCAAACAACUGAUUCGACAUUAUUCCACCCACCAUCCAGAGAAGCUGGAAAAGAAUCAAGAGUAUUUGCCCCAAACCCAAGACUUGGAAACAAUGAAGAAGCCUAAGACUUGUUCAAUUUGUGAUGUGGUCAGCAAUGGCGGCACCAUGAACAACAGACACAAGGAGAGCUAUCAUGUGGUGGGAAAUUACUUGUGUAGUACUUGCCAGGAGCCUUGUUUAACCUACUAUGACAUGAUGAUUCACAACUUCCAAGCUCACCUGAAAGCCACGGAUUCCAUUCCUAUCAAUUAUAAUGGCUUGGAUACAUAUGUGGAUGAAGAUGGAAAAAUAUCGUACAAAACAGACGGUUUUGUUUGCCAAAUUUGUUCCAAAUCGUUCAGAUGGAAUAAUACUUUUGCUUGUCAUCAAAGAAGAGCUCAUUCUUGGGGCAGAAUGAGGUGCAAACCUUGUGGAGAAUGGAGUAAUUAUUCCCAAGACAUCUCUGCUCACACGUUGCUUUUCCAUAAGGACAAGCCUGAGGUUCAUUGUCCUAAUUGUGACAAAAUGAUCGAUUUGAAAGAUAAUCCAGCUGCCUUCAAUAAUCAUUUUCCUACGUGUGCUCCCAAACGAGCAUGCAAAAGGCCCUUAAAUGGUCAGUUCCAAUCUCAGGUUUGCGGUGAAAAAUACUCUCUCAAGAAAAGCUUGAACCUCAAGACGCCUCAAGGUAUCUUCAAAUAUCAAUGCCAAUAUUGUGGGUUUGGUGCCAACUUGAAGCAGACUAUCGUUCAACACAAGAAGAGUCAUUUGGGGAAGGAGGGCUCAUUGACAGAAAAGCCCAAAUUGUGCGGAUGUGAGGUUUGCGGCAAAGUAUUUGCCAACAAGAAAGCAGUCUAUAACCACAUGCGUAAUGUCCACCGAGAACAAAAGCCAGUUUUCCAAUGCAAGAAAUGUGGGCAGCUUUUGAAGAACUCGUCAGCUCUCACUAAUCACAAAGUAAAAGUUCAUGGUCAUGUGCCACAAUCGAAGAGAUCGAAGUAAGGAAAGCUGGGAUUUUUCGGACAUCAGACAUUAAAGGCAGAAUACAUCUGGACAAAUAGACUAUAAUUUGCUUAGAAAUGAAAUGUGAUCCCGCGAUUGAUUUGUCGAGAUUGAUUUUCGCCAAAUAAAUACGAACAAUCAGCGAUGAACCUA
Tigriopus californicus is the source of this 2989-nucleotide messenger RNA. Its product is annotated as zinc finger protein 546-like. NCBI's taxonomy places the organism in Eukaryota, Metazoa, Arthropoda, Copepoda, Harpacticoida, Harpacticidae. The coding region runs from base 344 to 2836 and encodes 830 amino acids. Gene Ontology annotation, molecular function: RNA polymerase II cis-regulatory region sequence-specific DNA binding; chromatin insulator sequence binding; DNA-binding transcription factor activity, RNA polymerase II-specific. Gene Ontology annotation, biological process: regulation of transcription by RNA polymerase II. Gene Ontology annotation, cellular component: chromosome; nucleus. The transcript has 3 exons. The record is from RefSeq and is a predicted model, not a curated record.